This is a messenger RNA of Penicillium lagena, 447 nucleotides long. Its product is annotated as DNA-directed RNA polymerase II subunit RPB4. Gene Ontology annotation, cellular component: P-body; RNA polymerase II, core complex. The coding region runs from base 1 to 447 and encodes 148 amino acids. Lineage: Eukaryota; Fungi; Ascomycota; Eurotiomycetes; Eurotiales; Aspergillaceae. Gene Ontology annotation, molecular function: translation initiation factor binding; nucleotide binding. The record is from RefSeq and is a predicted model, not a curated record. Gene Ontology annotation, biological process: positive regulation of translational initiation; mRNA export from nucleus in response to heat stress; nuclear-transcribed mRNA catabolic process, deadenylation-dependent decay. The transcript is spliced from 3 exons.
AUGAGCGUCCAACUCCCCCCGCCUACGCAUCGCAAACGCACUCUGCCCCAAGGCGAGCUCGAAGCCGCGUCGACCCUCAAACUCGGCGCUGACCAAAAUACCCACACCCUGUCGCUGUCUGAAGCGCGACUUGUCAUCAACAAGGUGCUGGAGAACAAGCGGCGCGGAGGGAACAAGUACGAGGAGCCGGAGAACCUGACCCGGACUCUGGAUUACCUUGAGGUGUUUGCCCGGUUCAAGGACGAGGAGAAUAUCAAGGCGGUGGAACGGUUGCUGAACUCGCACACCGAGCUGGAGAUGUUCGAGCGGUCACAGCUUGGAAGUCUUUGCUGCGAUAAUGCAGAGGAAGCCAAGUCGCUUAUUCCGAGUCUGCAGAACAAGAUCUCCGAUGGAGACCUGCAGGAGCUGCUGGAUGAGCUGACCAAGCUGCGCAACUUCACCGAGUAG